AUGCCUGCAGUUUCCUUUACUUCCGUUAUCACAUCAUUCGUUACAUUCUGGCAGAACAUUGCAAUAUCAUUAAGGUUUCCUGCACUCAACAUUCCUCCAUGGCUUUCUUCAAUUGCAGAAAAUUUUUUAAUUUUCUUCAAACUCUUAGUCAGUAUGAUUCCAAAACUACCUAAUUUCGAUAUCAGAACAAGUCUUGUAUAUUUGUCAAUUGUUAUUCCUCUUUCAUUGGAUAUCUUUACAAUAUUCUUCGCACUUCCAUUUUGGAAAGCCAUAUUACACAUAUUUGAUCUUGCUGCAGGAUUUGGAUUUUCAUAUCUAUUAGUAUCUAUAUUAAUCCCGGUCAAUUUUCGUUUAUAUCCUCUUCUUGGUUCUAUUUUCUGCCUUAUUUAUUUAAUAGUUAGAGCAAUUAUACAUUGUGUUAGGAAGAAAGAAGAUUUUACUAUUAUUGAUGCAGCAAAAGCACUUGCAAAUUUCUACUUCGACGGAAUUAUGCCAAACUAUGAAGAAAACAUGUCUCUUCUUGAGAUCGACAACAAACUCAAGAAAUCAGUGAGUACAAUCCAAAUUGUUGCAAAAGUUUCUUCACCUGUUAUUAUCUUUUUGUUAUACGUUUGCUUUUUAUUCUUAUUACUCUUAGCAUUACUACUAUUAGACAUUAUUCAAAUUGAUAUUCCAUUUCCUGCUGCAGUUCGAUUAUUUGUCCCAUACAUUCUUGUUUCUUUAUCUUCGAUUCUCUUCAUUCUUAUGAUUCUCAAAUCAAAUGCACCAGGUGCAAAGUUCCUUCUCGCAAUUAAGCAAUUCUUAAAGCGUUGGGGUCUCAGACUCCUUCUCCUCGCUUUCGAAUUACUUUACAUUCCAAUCUUAACAGGACUGAUGUAUAAUUUUGUUCCCAUCCCUGUCACAUGCCCAGGUGAGAAUGAAAUACCUAUGAGACUUCCUGCACAUGGUCCAUUCUUCCAAUUCGAAUCUCAUUCAAUGACAUGCAUCAAUAAAUCACUCCUUGGAAACAUGUCUAGUUUCAGUUAUUCUAUCACAGAAAAGCUCGGAAAACUAAGAAUGAGGAAAGAGCUUGCAUUAUCAUUCGUCCAAGAUAUCUUGAAAGUCAAUGGUGGCAUUAUGCUUUUUACCAUUGCAUUCAUCAUGAUUGGUAUUCCACUCUUUUGGUCCAUGACAGUUACUACUAACAGAGACUUAGUUUUCCGUUUCAACGUUUUUGGCCGCACUGUUGAAGAGAAAUGGGCUACAUUGACAACGAAGCUCGACACAACAGGUAUUUUCUUUUUCCAGAAGUACACGAUUUACUCUGCGAAGUGGUCAGUCAUUUUAAUUAUCUCUAAGUUCAUCAUCAUGGUCUUAGCAGCUGUCGGCAACAACUAUUACAAGAAGUUAGUUAUCCUGCUUCCAAUUUUCUACAUUUGCAUGGCAGUUGCAACUUGCAUCAAAUGGCCAUAUCUCUACAAACUGAACAACUGGCUUGAUUUAAUUCUCUACGUCCUCAACACGAUGUUUGCGAUGUUCCCAGUCCUCGCAUCUUUCAAUGUCAGUGUUCCACCAAAACUGAUCAUUUACACAUCGUUAGCAGUUCUCGCUCUUCCAAUCAUUUCAUGUCUUUUAUUCUUGUUCUGUGCUAAUUCGUACAACGAAGAAGAUCCUACAUACAUCAACAAAGAAACACAAGAAGAGAUCAACAUCAUCGAAAAAGCUCGUCUUGCUAAAUUACAAGAACAAAUUGAAUAUGAGAAACAUCGAAAAGAAAUCAGACGACGUCGUCGAACAUCAGCAGCAGGAAGGAGACGAAGUUCAUCCACAGACAAUUAUUACGGUUCAGAACAUGACGGAAUGCUUGAUGACUUUGAACAAGAGAACAUCGAUGCACUUCAAGCACAAUUCGAAAUCGGCGCAAAAGAGAUUGAUAACAACUCACAAGAGUUCGAGAAAGUCGAGAUUGGCGAAGGCUGGUUAAACUCAAUAUACGACAUGAAACAAAACAUUGUUGAACGUCCAUUCAAAGUUUGUAAACCAAUUCUCGCACUUCGUUUCAAGAAAUACUACGAGAUGCUUGAUUUGAUCAUUGAUGCACAGACAAUUACAAAAUUAGUUUCAUUUUUGAAUCUCACAUCAGUUUUCGCAUGCAUUUCUAUUGGUUGGUUCAUCAAAGCACUCCUUGUUACAAUGAUUGACCGCGAAGUUCAACAAAAAGUUUCUAUUCCAAACGAUUCAUGUGUUUGGUUUGAAUUCCUCUCUAACAUGACUCAACUUUCAUCAGAAAACUGCACUCGCUUUAAACAAUGA
Trichomonas vaginalis G3 is the source of this 2292-nucleotide messenger RNA. RefSeq lists its product as uncharacterized. Bases 1 to 2292 code for a protein of 763 amino acids. The transcript has a single exon. The record is from RefSeq and is a predicted model, not a curated record. Lineage: Eukaryota; Parabasalia; Trichomonadida; Trichomonadidae.